Diabrotica balteata is the source of this 1389-nucleotide messenger RNA. Lineage: Eukaryota; Metazoa; Arthropoda; Insecta; Coleoptera; Chrysomelidae. The record is from the annotation of a GenBank genome assembly.
GGAAAAGUAAAAAUGAGUCCACAAAAAUAUAUUUUAUUAUUAGGCUUUUGUUUUUCGUGUUCGGUCACAUUAACUACUGCAGGUGUGAAAACUUGUUCUAGUCAACUGGAAUACUAUUUUAAUUUGUUUGGUCAAUCUAAUGGUGGCAGUUGUCAAAUUGAUCCCGAUGGAGGUGCCACUCCCAUGGAAAUUCUACAGAGAUGGGGUUGUACUGUUGAAACAUAUACAUUAACAACCACAGAUGGGUAUCAAAUUUUGGUCAUCAGAGCUUACAAAAAUUUGGAUCCUACAUUGGCUCCUAUUUUAAUGGCUCAUGGUAUUUAUAUGAAUUCUAGAGCCUUUGUGUCUUCAACAGACAAAAGUCUUGCAAAUCAACUCAUAAACCAGAAUAGGCAAGUUUUUUUCAUAAACUUUAGGGGAACGAUGUAUAGUGGUAAUAAUGUCAAUGGUCUCGAUAAGAGUAACUACGCCUACUGGAAUUUUACAUGGCACGAGAUGGGCAUGUACGAUAUGCCAGCUGCUCUGGACUUAGUUUAUAACAUCACUCAACAAAAGGCGAUAGUAAUUGGAUAUUCUAUGGGAACAACUGUCACAAGUGUUUUUCUGUCUUUAAAUCCAGAGAAAGCUCAAUCCAGAGUAAAAAAUUUUGUUGCAAUGGCACCAGUUGUAAUUUUAAAUAAGCAGAUAAGAUCUAUAUUAGGAGGUUUGGCACCUCUUUGGCCUAUAGUUCAGCCAAUAGCCAAACUUGUGUAUAACGGUGAAAUGCUCACAGGGAACCAGGCAUACACGAAUUUCUGCAUUCAACUUCCAAUUACAAUGCAAAUGUGUUACUCGGUUGUAGUACCUCUUUAUGGAAGUGAUUACGAAGGUUUAGAUUAUGCUAAACGUCCAGUACAACUUGUAGAUAAUCCAGAUAGCAUUUGUGAAAAGGUAGUAACCCACUACGCACAAAUAAUUGAUAAAGGAUUAUUCCAAAUGUUUGACUAUGGAGCAGCUGGUAAUUUGUUGAAAUAUAACAGCCCUACACCCCCGUUAUACCCAUUGAAUAAUAUUAAUGUUCCAGUUACAUAUGUCGUUGCAUCUAAUGAUCAUUUGGCAGAAAGUUUCAAUGCAAAAACAGCCUUUAGUCAAAUACCAAAAGAAUACCAAUGUGGAUUUUUGACGAUUUCACAAAGUAAAUUUGCUCAUGACAAUUUCGUUAACCAUGUAGAUCAGUUACCACUUUUAAAUCAACCGCUAGCUGAAGUCAUCACUAAAUUAGAGUCUAAUAUUUGUCCAACCCAACCUAUACUUUAAUAGAUGUUUGAAAUUGUACAUAUAAUUUGUAAAUUUUAAUGUAAUUAUUGUUAAAUAAUAAGAAGUUAUUUUAUUAAACUUUAUUUACAAGAA